AUGAACAGUGCAGUACAGCAAGUCUUUGAAAUAUUCUCAGAUGAGAUGAAUAAUGAAUAUGUGAAGAGACAGAAUAUAUUACCAUUAUUACAGUCAUUAGGUUAUAUUAUUAAUGAACAAGAAUUAAGCACAAUAUUACCAUAUGGUAAGGAACUGUACAGCCUUACAGAUAUAAGGAGAAUGACUGAGGAUAAGGAAAUUCCGAUACUUACAGUGGAAGAUGUGACAAAGGCCUUUCAAGUAUUUGAUUCUGAUAAGGCUGGCAAAUUACCUGUAAGUAUAGUAAAAACCAUACUUCAAUCAGGCACAGAGGGAUUUACUGAGGAGGAGACAGAUGCGGCACUAUCUUUAUUAAACCCCACGCCUGAAGGCAUAAUUGAGUACACAAAGACCGGGUUAUUAAGGAAGGAUAUUUAAAAAUUUGAAAAUUAACAAACGGUUAUUUUAAUAAUAAAAAUAAUUUAAGC
Molecule: messenger RNA, 467 nt
Organism: Nematocida parisii ERTm1
Lineage: Eukaryota; Fungi; Microsporidia
Exons: 1
Coding region: 1-417 (138 amino acids)
Source: RefSeq, a predicted model, not a curated record